This is a messenger RNA of Syngnathus typhle (broad-nosed pipefish), 2457 nucleotides long. RefSeq names its product fibrinogen C domain-containing protein 1-like. The record is from RefSeq and is a predicted model, not a curated record. NCBI's taxonomy places the organism in Eukaryota, Metazoa, Chordata, Actinopteri, Syngnathiformes, Syngnathidae. The transcript has 8 exons. The coding region runs from base 1142 to 2275 and encodes 377 amino acids.
GCUACAUGCUCGGCAUUCCUCGGCAUAGCUCGUUCAGGAGCUGCCCUGCUCUGAAAACACACCAGCAGAAAAACAGGGGGCCACACAAGGCUGAUGGGAGUCAAUAUGUAAUUAGAUUUCGGCAUAAUGUGAAGCAGAUUUUUUUUUUUUUUCUUCAGAGUUGUAUCUGUUGAGUCAUGACACAAAUAACUGCAUGUGGUGCAACUCCAGAAUCAGAUUGUGGUGAGACCUUGAUUUAUGCUGUAGGCCAUCUGAAGAUUGUGGGGGGGUUGUGUGCAGAUGUGUCUGGAGAGCGGCCAGGCCUUCUGGCCUGGGAGAACAUGUGGUGUGGGAGUGUUUAGGCUGGCGUGCUUUCAAGACGCCUCCCACACAACACGCCGGCAACGGUUGGUUCACAGCGUCAACAAAACCUGCUGUGACCUGCCGUGACCCCGACGAGUGGCUUAAAAAAACAGGUAGUGCUGACCACAACUAUCCUUGCAUUGUAACACUCAGUGAGGGCUGCCCCCACAGAUUCCACAUACUUAACAUUCUCCUUCGGGAGGUAGGCCCAAAGAAAACAGCGACGAAAAAAAAAGUCACGUCCGCUCCAUCGGCAAGGUUAGUUUCUCCAACGCUCGCCUGGUGUUUUGGGUGCCGCUAUUCAAUGAGAGUCGAUUGUGGACAAAGUAUCAUUUGUGAAUAUGUCGUUAUUUGCAAAAGUCCUCUCACGGUUCUAUUUUUUUUUUCUCAAAGUGGCCUACACGCAAGUCUCUCCAUUGUGUAAGUAUUUAGUGCCCCCUGCAGGUUGAGAAUAUUUAACAAAAAAAACGUUCCUCUCCGUACACAGUUCCUGCGUUGAACCAGGCGCGUUGGAAACGUUUCAGCUCUAUUGGCUGGCUGCUAUAUUCUCAAACGCCACGUAUUAGAAUUCAUAUCAGUUGAGGGGAAGACAAACAAACGAAUGUUCAAAUUUCACAAAGGCUCAAAGAACGUCACGGAACGUCCCAUCCUGCCCCUAUGAGCAGGCGAACGUCAAAAGCUUCUAAAUAAAAGCCUAGGAGGUGGCCGAACUCUGCGGGUGUCACUUUGCUGACUACGAUUGCCCACUUGCUUCAUAUCUACCAAAACCACCGUCAGAUGAUCGGACUGCAGAGAAGAGAUGCCGCUCGGGACGAGGCAGAAACGCUACGGCUGCCUUCUGCUUGCGGCCAUCGUGGUCGUGAUUGUCAUACAAACGGCUGCCAUCAUCUACUUGAUCAACAGGCCUCAGGAGGACAAAGAGUUGGGCGAACUGAUGGCGGCUUUGCUCGACAACUUCCCGGAGCACAACCGUACUGACUUUGCCCGCCACUGGGCGGCGCUGCAGACGUCACUCGGAGACCUGAAGGCGAACCAAACCUCGCAACUGAGCUCGAGACGGAUCCUGCUUGCCCAAGUCUGCCAGGAGAUUCGCAGCGACGAAGGGCUGUGGAAUCAGGAACUGAAAGAAAACCCGAGUUGGGCUUUGACGGGUUCUAUGACCAGCCUGCAGAAGAAGGUGGUAGAUCAACCUCCACUUAACAGAGAAGUCGAAGAUUCUAUGUCCAGGCUGCAGUCGGUGGUAGAUCUACCCAUACUUUACGGAAAAUUCAAAGCUUUCAUGCCUAGAGACUGCACUGAUGUCAUGGCGGAGGGACAUUUCCAAGAUGGAGUCUAUCUCAUUUUUGGCGGCUUCAAAACCUUCGAGGUUUACUGCAACAUGAACUUUGACGGGGGAGGCUGGACCGUGAUCCAGAGAAGACAGGAUGGCUCUGUCUCAUUCGCUCGUAAUUGGGACGCCUAUGAAAAUGGCUUUGGAACAAUAACAGGAGAGCACUGGCUAGGCCUGCGGAAUAUUUACUCUUUGACCGUCUUGGGCGGUUACCAGUUGCGGAUCGACGUCACCCAACAUGAUGGCAGGAAAUACUUUGCUCUCUACAACGACUUCGCAGUGGGCCUGAACUUGUUGGACCCCGUGAAGGUCGGCUACCCGCUGUUUGUGAACGACUACUCGGGAAACGCAACCGAUGGCUUCUGGUUGAAUUCUGGGAUGAAGUUCAGCACCAGAGACCGCCACCAAAGUCCUCAUAAGAAUUGCGCCUAUGACUCCGGUUGGUGGUACAGUUCCUGUGGCAGCACUGACCUGAACGGGGUGUACUCAAGUGGAUUCUAUAGUAGAGUGAAAUGGUCCAAUUUGGACCCCCUGACAUUCGUCGAGAUGAAGAUCCGGCCCAAUAAAGCACCGACAUGUCGGUGCUGCCGAAAGUCACACUAAGAACACUUGAUAAUUGGAAUCAACCUCCCAUCUAUCCAAGACUUGUACCUGUCCAGGACCAGGAUGACCAGGAUGUUCCUUCCUGAAUGUUGUUAGUCACCUAAAUGAUGAACAGAGGCUGUGAUGUACCAAAUUCCUUGUUUGGCACGCUCAAACAUGGCGAAUAAAAAUUCUUGAAUCUG